This is a messenger RNA of Cyclocybe aegerita, 2646 nucleotides long. The record is from the annotation of a GenBank genome assembly. Lineage: Eukaryota; Fungi; Basidiomycota; Agaricomycetes; Agaricales; Hemipholiotaceae.
AUGAGAGGAGCUACUUUGCCAGUACUGCAAGAGCCAUACCCAUUAGGGCGAGAGCUGAGAGUCCGGUGCCGCGCCGUCUGUUCAUCAGGAACACGUGCCGCCUUCCUGAUCAAACAUCGACGACGCUCGUCAUCGACAUCUUCCACCCGUCUCUCAGGUCAAAUGGACUUCUUCUCUCAGACCUAUGUCGCCCUUCGUGGACCUACGGGCGCGCCUCAGACUCCCGCGGACACCAUAGCUCGUUUGAGUGACCGGCUGUCGCCAGCUACACUUCUUGCCGACAGGAGAGCAGCCGUAUUGGCUCUCAAAGGACUUGCACGCGAUUGCAAGCAGGACAUCGGCGACAGAGCACUGAGUGGCCUUCUGGAAGUCCUAUACAACGAUGCAGAAGUUGAUGCCGAUAUUGGCAAGGCCGUCCUCGAGACCUUGAACCAGUUGUGUGAGACGGAAGACGCGACGCCAGGCAGCAGAGAGCUGGGCUUCAGGCACACAGACGCCCUAGUCGUUUCGGAUAAGACGACGCAUUCCCUGUUCGCGCUACUCGGAGAUACCAAUUUCUAUACACGCUUUGCAACUUUGCAAUUUCUUACGACUCUUCUUCACAACCGGCGGCAAGCUAUCCAAAAGUACUUCUUAACUGCUCCUGCAGGUCCAGGCAGUAUAAUCGCGGUGCUUGAAGACAAGAGAGAGAUUAUUAGAAUUGAGGCAAUUACCAUGGUCCAAGGACUGAUAUCUCAGAGCCCUGAUAUUCAGAAAGUCCUCGCAUUCGAGGGGGCAUUUGAAAAGCUCUUCAACACUGUGACACAAGAGGGUGGUGUAGAUGGAGGUGCAGUAGCUCAAGGUGCCCUCACUUGCGUUGAUGGUCUCCUACGUUUCAACAGCUCGAAUCAGAGUUACUUCCGCGAAACAUCCCUACCCCCUGUGCUGUGUGCUCUCCUUCAAUUUCCUGUCUCCUUGGAUGUCCAACAAGCAGCACCACAAGAAUUCGCCUUACAGUUCUGGGACGACCAAAAGACGGCUAAUACGAGGCUCAUAAUCGGGAUUAUCGGAAUGCUGGUUGCAUCCAAAGGAUACGGAGUACAGGAAAAUCCCCCUUUCACGAGAUGUCUGGUUGAAAUCGCCCUUGCCUCUAAUGCUCCUACACCUCUUAAAACCCAAGCCCUCCGUCUGCUUCCUGCCAACAUCAACUUUCCACUAUCAGAAAUAUCCUUGACACCAUACGUUCCAGUACCCGAAACCAAUGGAGAGGAGUGGGACCGUCUGGAACUCGCAUCAGCCCUUGAUGCACUUGUUGAGCUUGCGAUCCACGGAGAGUACAACGGUCUUGAUGCUGGAAAACGGACGAUGGAGAGCUUGGAGUUGCGGACUGCUGCCGCGACAGUGUUUGAGAACUUCGUUCGCAAAGACGACAUCCGUCAGGCAAUUGUACAAGCCAUGCUACCAGCUCCUAAUGCAGAGCCUGAUCAACACCCCCGACCAACACCUUUGCUGCAUGCCCUGGCAUCGCCGCCGAACACGACCUCCACGCUAGAUCCGGCAGAAGUGACUUCAACCCACCUAGCAACCCUCAUGUUUUCCCACCUCCUACGCUGUUCUCCUCGAGCAAAAGCUUCCGCUUGCGAAGUCAUGCCUGGUCCCCUCCAACCAACGACCCAAUCCUCCAGUUUCUUCGUUCCGGCAGAUGGCGGUCCACCGGAACCCGCAGCAGUAGAGCCUGAAGACGAUGACGAACCGCAGACUCUUCUGCAAAUUCUGACGGAGAACCUGUCUUUGGCUCUCUUGUCUAGAUCACGCGCGAAUAACUCGGAUCGAGAGAAGAGGGAAUGGGAUCGAUAUGUCGUUGGUUACCUCUCGCUGCUAUCGCAGUGGCUCUGGGAAGACCCAAAGUCUGUUCGAGGUUUCUUGGAUGCUGGUGGAUUAGGUGUUCUAGUCGAACCAAUUAACCAAACCUCAGAAGUCGACUCCAUCGUUCCAGGUUUAUGCGCCUUCCUACUUGGUGUAUGCUAUGAGUACAAUCGGGAGCCUGGCGAGAUCACAAGAGCUACGAUACACCCAAUCAUCAACAGGCUGAGCGUCGACACCCUCGUUGGCCAAAUGGCGGGGUUCCGUGAAGAUGAUCGCUUCAAGUCAGUGGCUCCAGAUUCCAUCGUUCUGCCAUACCCUGCGGUACCAGGACACCCUUCUGGCGGCAAACAUGGUCCCACUGAGGAGGCUGAAAUCUGGUUCGAUUGGGCUUUUGUUGAUUUCUGGAAGUCAAAUUACUACACCGUGCAGCGGGGGUUCUCGACGGAACCAGAUCAACUGUCCUCAACCUCUGGCCAAAGUGCUGAAUCUGUCAUGCUCAUUGCCUCGUUGAGAGACGUGAUACGCCAACAAUCGAACGAGAUCGAGACGCUGCAAAAGCAGCUGAAGGAAGCGGCCGUUGGUGCCUCCAAACUGACUGAACUCCAGAACCAAGUCACGUCCCUACAGUCUCAACUGAAGACUUCAGAAGAGAAACGGAAGGACGUCGAAAAGGAGCAAGAGGACCUCUUGGUGCUCCUUGACGAAGUCACGAACAAGCGAAAGAAGGACAAGGCUCGUCUAAGAGAAGCUGGGCAAGAGGUGUCCGAGGACGAGGAAGACGAUGACGAAGAAGAUGAGUAA